AUGGUGAGGCACAAGUCCAAGUCAAAUCUGAGCAUGACUGACACGUUGAGCAUCGAUGGCCUCGUUUUCGCGAACAUUCGUCGCUUCCUCAAGCGUGAACCGACUCGAACACUAUACUUGAUUCGUCGUCAUUCCGGGUUAAAUAAGUUGGAAGGUGGACGAAUCAACGCAAAACGCAAAAACGAGGAACAGGCGUCGACCGCCGUUGGGGCGUUGUCGUCGAGAGCGGCACCGGGCGCGGCGAAUCGUGGAAUUGGACGACAUUCUGGAGGCACCCGUUUUGGCGACAUCUACAGUCGGACUGACCGCAUUCCUGUGACAACGUCAGGCGAGAUGAGACGCGCUCAUGAACCAUUGCCGUCGCAGUCAAGAACAUGUGACGAAUGGCACGACCCCGCUGUCUAG
Soboliphyme baturini is the source of this 405-nucleotide messenger RNA. NCBI's taxonomy places the organism in Eukaryota, Metazoa, Nematoda, Enoplea, Dioctophymatida, Soboliphymatidae. The record is from the annotation of a GenBank genome assembly.